AUGGAUAGCGACGAUGAGAUGAUCGUCCAAAUGAUGGAGGACAAGCAAACCUACGAUGACGACAUUCGGGAGCAUUUGUCGAUCAUCGCGUCCCUCCAAAACAUGUUUGACGCCGACGCAGAGAAGAGGAAUAGGCCACGCGGCGGAGGUACAGGGCUACAUCAUCAUCAGCUCAAGGAGCCAGCUCCAGCUUCAGAGGUGGAGGCGGCGGCGACGAUGUCGGCGGCGAUGAUCGGCUCCAGGCCGCCGCGGUGCGAGGGGAGGUGCGCCCUCUGCGGCCGGUGCGAGGCGGUGCAGGUGCCGGUCGCGCCGCGGGACAAGCACGCCGUCGCCGCGGCGGCCGGAAGCCACUUCCGCCUGUCCAGGGCCUUCGGCGGCGACGGCGUCGACGAGAGGUCCACCAACUACAAGCCGCUCAACUGGAGGUGCAGGUGCGCCGACAGGAGGGUGCUCAACCCGUGA
This is a messenger RNA of Lolium rigidum, 462 nucleotides long. RefSeq names its product EPIDERMAL PATTERNING FACTOR-like protein 1. The coding region runs from base 1 to 462 and encodes 153 amino acids. The record is from RefSeq and is a predicted model, not a curated record. NCBI's taxonomy places the organism in Eukaryota, Viridiplantae, Streptophyta, Magnoliopsida, Poales, Poaceae. The transcript has 3 exons. Gene Ontology annotation, biological process: guard cell differentiation; stomatal complex development.